AUGCCACCCAAGCGCAAGGCACAACAUGUGGACAGCGGAGAUGUUGAGACAAAGAAACUCCGCAACCGGGUAUCUCAACAGGCUUUUCGUCGUCGACAGUCGGAGUAUGUCAAACAGCUUGAGCGCAAGGCCAAGGCCUACAAACCGGACAACGAGCGCAUCAUUGAACUUGAAGAGGAGAAUACUUUGCUUCGUGAAAGCUUGAUACAAUGCCACACAAAAUUGGAGAGCCUGCGCACGACAAUCUGCACGCUCAGUGAUGGCAUUGCUCGGACAUUGGAUGAUCCUGACGAAUCUGCCAAAAAUCCCCCAAAUUACAAUGAGUUAAUUGAAUCGCCAAAGAAGUUACAUCCUCACUCAUACACCACCUCGAAGAAUAAGAUUCGAAAAGCAGAGCGAGAUAUAUCUUUUGAAGGUGACGAGUCAAAUACUUUGGAGACCUCAGUCGAUACAGAUAUCACCCUUGACCCUAAGACCCCUGAUUUCACUUGUUCAGGAUUAAUCCAUGAGCAAGAUCCGAGCAUUGUAGCUCCCCUCUCAGAUAUUUGGACACACGAUUGCCAGAUGGGACCAGCUUCAUAUGUCGAUUGCUUGGCUGCUAACAAUGCAAUCAGCUAA
Molecule: messenger RNA, 618 nt
Organism: Penicillium canescens
Lineage: Eukaryota; Fungi; Ascomycota; Eurotiomycetes; Eurotiales; Aspergillaceae
Product: bZIP transcription factor
Exons: 3
Coding region: 1-618 (205 amino acids)
Cellular component (GO): RNA polymerase II transcription regulator complex
Molecular function (GO): transcription cis-regulatory region binding; DNA-binding transcription activator activity, RNA polymerase II-specific
Source: RefSeq, a predicted model, not a curated record